Molecule: messenger RNA, 750 nt
Organism: Closterium sp. NIES-65
Lineage: Eukaryota; Viridiplantae; Streptophyta; Zygnematophyceae; Desmidiales; Closteriaceae
Source: the annotation of a GenBank genome assembly
AACCUGGACGUAGACGUGGACCUGGACGUGGACCUGGACGUGGACGUGGACGUGGACUUGGACGUGGACGUGGACGUGGGACAUGGACACGUGGACGUGGACGUGGACGUGGACGUGGACGUGGACGUGGACAUGGACGUGGACGUGGACGUGGACGUGGACGUGGACAUGGACGUGGACGUGGACGUGGACGUGGACGUGGACAUGGACAUGGACGUGGACGUGGACGUGGACGUGGACAUGGACGUGGACGUGGACGUGGACGUGGACGUGGACGACAUGGACGUGGACAUGGACGUGGACGUGGACGUGGACGUGGACAUGGACGUGGACGUGGACGUAGAAAUGGACGUGGACGUAGACGUGGACAUGAACAUGGACGUAGACGUGGUCGUGGACGUGGACGUGGACGUGGACAUGGACAUGGACAUGGACAUGGACGUGGACGUGGACGUGGACGUGGACAUGGACGUGGACGUGGACGUCGACGUGGACGUGGACGUAGACGUGGACGUGGACGUGGACGUGGACGUAGACAUGGACGUGGACAUGGACGUGGACUUGGACGUGGACGUGGACAUGGACGUGGACGUGGACAUGGACGUGGACUUGGACGUGGACGUGGACGUGGACGUGGACAUGGACGUGGACGUGGACGUGGACGUGGACGUAGGCGUGGACGUGGACGUGGACGUAGACGUGGACGUGGACGUGGACGUGGACAUGGACAUGGACGUGGACGUGGCAUGA